Molecule: messenger RNA, 978 nt
Organism: Monosiga brevicollis MX1
Lineage: Eukaryota; Choanoflagellata; Craspedida; Salpingoecidae
Exons: 5
Coding region: 1-978 (325 amino acids)
Source: RefSeq, a predicted model, not a curated record
AUGCUCAUUGGGGCGGGGGGCCUGGUCUUGGUGUCGUUGCUGCUGCUGCUGCUGCAAGCCAGCCUUGCAAACCGCCCUGCGGCUGAUGGCGGGCUCGACGCCACAGAUCUGGAGAUCUGUCGCACCGACACGCAUCGCAUCGCGCUCGUCAUCACGGCCCAUGUUGGCCAACAGCUCGCAGCCAUCGAUGCUGCCCUUGAGCGAUGGCGCCACUUCCCACCAUGCCUUGAAUCGUCAAAGUUCGUUGAUAGAGACGAGGGGCCACACCAGCAAUACGCCUGUGGUGCAUCGCUAAUAUUUGCAGUGGAAAACGCAGCCGCAGCACAACAGUUGCAAACACACGUGGCAAAACAUGCUUCUGUGCAGGGAGUGCUACGCGAUGCAGGUCUGGAGGUGCAAAUCUUUCACGCAGCUCUCUCACCGCAGGAGGACAGCUGGCCCGUGGGCCCCACUCUCGCCUUCUAUCGCAUCAUACCUCAGCUACGGCAAUGGGACUACGUUCUGUAUCUUGAGCCCGAUGCCAGGCCGAUUCGUGCCGGAUGGCUGCAAGAGGCUCACCGUCAGGUGUGCUUGUACGAAAGUCUUCUUGGCACUGAGGGGGUCUGGGUGCUGGGAAGCUAUCCUCGCUCCCAGGCGGUGAAGGGCAAUCGGCCCCUUGCCAACCGUUUCCACCUCAACGGCAACGCCAUUUACCACACGGGGUCAGCCUCCUUCCAAGACUUUGUGCAGCGCGUCGAAUCCAAUGCUGCAGCGGAUCAACCAUUCCAAAGUCAGGCCCAUGGGCGGGCCUAUGACGUUGACCUGGCCACUUUUAUGCUGCAGCCAGUGCACUGGACCUACGCCAUGAGUCAUGCCCAUCGCCUCGUGGCCAGCGAGUGGAUCCAAAACCGAUGGAGAGAACAGUGGAGCCGAAGCGAAAUGCAAGCUCGCUUUCCGCAGACAUUUGUGGUUCACGGGGGAAGCGAGACAGUGACUUGA